UGAACGAUGUGUAUCAAAAUUUAUUUUGUUUCGAAUUUUAGAUAGGUUAUGGUACCAAAAACAAGUGCAAUCAGAAAUAGAAGCUGUAAUAGGUAAAAGGUGCUCUAACCUUACAAUACAAGACGAUAUAUUAACAUAUUAUGACAUGACAAUCUUGGCGGGAGGAAGAAGAUCUGCCAUUUAUAAAGCUUUAAGCCAAUUAAUCAGUAUAGCUGUAUUAGGAGGAAAUGCUGACUUGAAAUUGGAUUUGUUAGGUUUUCCAGACAAGUGUCGUUUAUUUGGAUUGCGCAAGAGUUUAUACAACGUUAUGAAAAAAGAAACAUUUAUAAAAUCUGCUAUAGUUCAAGGUGAAACUUGUAUUCUAAAAGAUCUAUACAACAUUGAAACGUCAUACAAAAUCAUGCCUGACGGAAUUUGGCAGUAUAGUAAUAACAAAUUUGGAAUAAAUUUCAGUCAAUUUCUUAUUGAACAGAAUAAUAUUCAACAGUAA
This is a messenger RNA of Adelges cooleyi (spruce gall adelgid), 490 nucleotides long. RefSeq lists its product as uncharacterized. Lineage: Eukaryota; Metazoa; Arthropoda; Insecta; Hemiptera; Adelgidae. Bases 146 to 490 code for a protein of 114 amino acids. The transcript has 4 exons. The record is from RefSeq and is a predicted model, not a curated record.